Messenger RNA from Symbiodinium sp. CCMP2456, 444 nucleotides. NCBI's taxonomy places the organism in Eukaryota, Dinophyceae, Suessiales, Symbiodiniaceae. The record is from the annotation of a GenBank genome assembly.
AUGGGUGGCUUCGUGGCGAAAGCAAAGGGCGGUCCCGGCAAGGACGAGGGGCCGAACAGCCUCAAGGCCGACAUGAUGGAGGACGAAGCAGAGGACUCCGAAGAUGAGGAGCAUCAGAUGGAGAAGGAUGCGCUUCGGGCGAUGGAGGUCGGUGGAAGAGAAAGUCUGGCCGCAGCUUACGAAGCGAUGGCAGCCAAGGAGGUCGUCUAUGACACUUUCUCCGAUGAGCUGCGUGCUGGCUACCUUGCAAGGGUGCAGGCCCGCGAAGCUUGGUGCGAAGAAGUGGAGACAUCGCACGAGCAGAGAGAAGCGCGAGACAAGGCCUUGUUGUCUGUUUGGCAUUUGUCGACGAGCAUUCUGGUCAUGUACCUGCCAGGAGUUUGCCGUUCGUCACUUGUGUACAGACAACAUUUGGAGUUUGUCAUGUUCGCCCCCUAUUUCUAA